This is a messenger RNA of Lingula anatina, 1017 nucleotides long. RefSeq names its product transcription initiation factor TFIID subunit 13. Gene Ontology annotation, molecular function: protein heterodimerization activity. Lineage: Eukaryota; Metazoa; Brachiopoda; Lingulata; Lingulida; Lingulidae. Gene Ontology annotation, biological process: transcription by RNA polymerase II. The record is from RefSeq and is a predicted model, not a curated record. Gene Ontology annotation, cellular component: transcription factor TFIID complex.
CAAAUGUUUGGUGCGAGAGUGUGUGCGAGAACGAGGAUUGCUCCUGUUUUCCUUUGACUACAAACUUUGUGAUAUUGUGGUGCAAAUUUAAACAGAUUUAAGUGUAUAGUUUGGUACAUAGUAGUGAAAGUAGCCUUAGUUUUAUUAAGUAAAGUAUAUGAGGAUAAAAAUGGCAGAGGCAGACACUUCAAAAGAUCAGUUGGAGGAAGAAGAGGAAGAGGAUGGGCCAAUGGAAAUAGAAAAAAGAAAGAAGAUAUUUUCAAAAGAAUUACGGUGCAUGAUGUAUGGGUUUGGAGAUGACCAAAAUCCUUAUCAAGAAUCUGUUGACUUGCUGGAAGAUUUGGUGAUAGACUACAUCACAGAGAUGACAAAGAAAGCAAUGGAAUGUGGAAGACCAGGAAGAAUUCUUGUAGAAGACAUUAUUUUCCUCAUUAGAAAAGACCCAAAGAAAUAUUCAAGAGUAAAAGAACUAUUAACAAUGAAUGAAGAAUUAAGAAAAGCAAGGAAAGCAUUUGAUGAGAUUAAGUAUGUGAGUAAGUGAAAGAUAGGCAACUCUUGUGCUUCACUCAGGAGUAAAGUGAUUUUGACUGGAGGUUGGAUUUGAUGAGGAAGUUGAGCUAGAAUCACUUGAUCUUGGACAAAGGUGGCGGAGAAGUACAGGAUUUGUUAUUAUGGAAAGAUGUGAUAUGAAAUUAAUGGCCAUCUUGCUUAUUUCACCUCUGUGUCUCUACCAGACAGACACAUUAGUCGAGUAUAUUGGGACUAAAACUGGCAUAUCAAACUGUUGACCGAUAAAUAUUAAUAAUGUUUGUAUAUAUUUUUUAAAUAAGUGUCAGUUUAAUUCUUCUUCAAAUGUCAGGCCUUGUUGCAAAGGCAUUAAGGCUGUCAGUGUGUGAUGUUCAUAAUUUAACAUUACAGUAAUGAAGAAGAAACUCUUUUCCUUUUUAACAUUGAAAAAACUGGUGGAGAUUGAUCUCAGUACAUCUAAAAUUGUUUUGAAUAAACAGGUUUAGUCGA